Molecule: messenger RNA, 4703 nt
Organism: Vigna unguiculata (cowpea)
Lineage: Eukaryota; Viridiplantae; Streptophyta; Magnoliopsida; Fabales; Fabaceae
Biological process (GO): protein phosphorylation
Molecular function (GO): protein kinase activity; protein binding; ATP binding
Source: RefSeq, a predicted model, not a curated record
AAAAAAGCAAAACUGUUACACCUAUUCCUCUAUCAUCACUGUGCCUCACCCAACAACUACUACAUUCUCUCUCAUAUUUCUUUGAGAGUCAAUCUUUGGCCACUGUUACAUUAAUUCUAUGUGCUAUCUCUAUACUAUAUUUACUAUUGGACCUUUUUCUUCCCUUAUAUUUUCCCUUUCUGUCUAGUGUUUUCUGAUCCAUGUUGACCUUUUUCUUCCUCUAAUGCUCCCUCUUCUCAUAUGGAAGGUGUUUGACUAAAGUGCUGUGUUCUCAUCUUCUCAUACGCAUGCGGCAGAUACCACUCAUCUGAAUACACUUCCAUGUUCAUCAUUAGGAGCAACUUUCAUUGCUACUACUUGAAACAAAAACACUCCUCUGUCAACUUUAUGAGUGUUUGAAAGUUGCAAACAAUGAUGUUUUCGACACUCGUGGUUGUGUUGCUUUUGUGUUUUUCUCCUACGCUAGUGGUCUUUGGUCUGAGCAACUCGGAUCACACCACUUUGAGAGUGCUGUUGGAAGUGAAGAAGUCUUUUGUGAAAGACCCGCGAAAUGUUCUGAGUGAUUGGACAGAGGAUAACAUUGACUACUGCAGUUGGAGAGGGGUGUCGUGUGAAUUGGACUCAGACUUGGACACAGUUUCAAACUCUUUAGAUGGUGACUCCAUGCAAGUUGUGGGUCUCAAUCUUUCUGACUCGUCACUUACCGGGUCACUGUCACCUUCACUCGGUCGUUUGCAAAACCUGCUCCACCUUGAUCUUUCCUCCAACAGUCUCACUGGUCCCAUUCCACCUAAUCUCUCCAACCUCACUUCCUUGGAAUCUUUGCUUCUCUUCUCCAACCAACUCACCGGUCACAUACCGGAAGAGUUCGGCUCGCUCAAGAGUCUCCGAGUCAUGCGACUCGGUGACAAUGCAUUGACGGGAACGAUUCCGGCAUCUCUCGCCAACCUGGUCAAUUUGGUCAACCUUGGCUUGGCUUCCUGCGGACUCACCGGCUCUAUUCCGAGGCAACUUGGUCAACUCAAACUCAUGGAGAAUCUGAUUCUGCAAGACAACGAGUUGAUGGGUCCUAUUCCGACCGAGUUGGGGAACUGCUCAAGCCUCGCCGUCUUCACUGCAGCUAACAACAAACUCAAUGGAUCAAUACCCAGUGAACUGGGUCGGCUCAGCAAUCUGCAAAUUCUCAACUUUGCCAACAACAGUAUAUCAGGGGAGAUUCCGAGUCAACUCGGUAAUAUGAGUCAACUCGUUUACCUGAACUUGAUGGGGAACCAGCUCGAGGGUACCAUUCCUCCGUCACUAGCUCAACUGGGCAAUCUGCAAAAUCUGGACCUGUCAAUGAACAAGCUCAGGGGAGGAAUCCCAGAGGAGUUGGGCAACUUGGGUGAGCUAGUUUAUUUGGUUCUGUCUGGUAACAACCUUAAUGGUGUCAUACCGAGGACCAUAUGUUCCAAUGCAACAAGUUUGGAGCACUUGAUGUUGUCAGAAAGUGGACUCCAUGGUGAGAUUCCAGCUGAGUUGAGUCAAUGCCAGCAACUAAUGCAACUUGAUUUAUCCAACAAUGCACUCAACGGAUCCAUACCUCUUGAGCUUUAUGGGUUGCUGCAAUUAACUGAUCUCUUGCUGCACAAUAACAGCUUGGUUGGCUCCAUCUCUCCCUUCAUAGGGAACCUCAGUGGCUUGCAGACACUUGCUUUGUUUCACAAUAAUUUGGAGGGUGUUCUGCCGAGAGAGAUAGGAAUGCUUGGCAAGUUGGAAAUUUUGUAUCUUUAUGAUAACCAAUUGUCAGGGUCUAUACCUACGGAGAUUGGUAAUUGUUCUAGCUUGCAAAUGAUUGAUUUCUUUGGAAACCGUUUCAGUGGGGAAAUUCCAGUCACUAUUGGAAGGCUGAAAGUGUUGAAUUUCCUUCACCUUAGACAGAAUGAGCUAGUGGGUGAGAUUCCAGCCACCUUGGGUAAUUGUCAUAAACUGAACAUUCUGGAUUUAGCUGACAAUCAGCUCUCGGGUGCAAUUCCUGCAACGUUUGGAUUCCUCAAGGAAUUACAGCAACUCAUGAUCUACAACAAUUCCCUUGAAGGUAAUCUUCCUCACCAACUGAUAACAUUAACAAACUUGACCAGAGUGAAUCUUUCUAAGAACAGAUUGAAUGGUAGUGUAGCUGCAUUGUGUAGCUCUCAGUCAUUUCUUUCUUUCGAUGUUACUGACAAUGAGUUUGAGGGUGAAAUUCCUUCCCAAAUGGGAAACUCACCCUCCCUUGAGAGACUAAGAUUAGGUAACAACAAUUUUUCUGGAGAAAUUCCAAGGACAUUGGGAAAAAUCCGUGAGCUGUCAUUAUUAGACCUCUCAGGAAAUUCACUCACUGGACCAAUACCAGCUGAGCUUUCUUUGUGCAACAAACUGGCUUAUAUUGAUUUAAGCAGUAACUUUAUUUUCGGACAAAUACCAUUAUGGCUUGGAAGUUUAUCUCAGUUGGGAGAGCUCAAACUCUCCUCCAAUAAUUUUUCUGGGCCACUUCCAUUAGGCCUAUUCAAAUGUUCUAAGUUGCUUGUUCUCUCUCUAAAUGACAACUCCCUGAAUGGAACUCUCCCAUCUGAUAUUGGUGAACUUGCAAACCUAAAUGUGCUCAGACUUGACCACAAUAAUUUAUCUGGUCCAAUACCUCUGGAGAUAGGCAAAUUGACCAAGCUUUAUGAGCUCCGGCUCUCAAGAAAUGGAUUCAAUGGUGAGAUUCCAGCUGAGUUUGGAAAACUUCAAAAUCUCCAAAUCAUUUUGGACCUUAGUUACAAUAAUCUCUCAGGUCUCAUCCCACUUUCUCUUGGGAAGCAGUCAAAGUUAGAAGCUCUUGAUCUUUCCCACAAUCAACUAACUGGAGAAGUCCCUCCACAAAUUGGGGAAAUGAGCAGUUUGGGAAAGCUUGAUCUUUCUUACAACAACCUUCAAGGAAAAUUGGAUAAGCAUUUUUCCCGUUGGCCAGACCAGGCAUUUGAAGGAAACAUACAUCUUUGUGGAAGCCCUCUUGAGAGCUGCCACAGAAAUAAAGACUCUGAAAAUGCAGGCCUGAAUGAAGCAACAGUAGUGAUAAUCUCUUCCCUUUCAACAUUAGCUGCAAUUGCACUUCUGAUACUCGCAGUCAGAAUCUUUUCCAAAAACAAGCAAGAAUUCUGCAGGAAAGCCAGUGAAGUGAACUAUGUUUACUCCUCUUCUUCAUCACAAGCACAGAGAAGACCACUGUUCCAACUAAAUGCAGCUGGAAAUAGAGAUUUCAGAUGGGAAGACAUCAUGGAUGCAACGAACAAUCUAAGUGAGGACUUCAUGAUUGGCUCAGGAGGUUCAGGGAAAAUCUACAAAGCUGAAUUGGCAUCUGGAGAGACUGUUGCUGUCAAGAAGAUUUCAUCAAAAGAUGAAUUUCUGUUAAACAAAAGCUUCGUAAGAGAAGUUAAGACACUAGGGAGGAUUAGACACAGACAUCUGGUGAAGCUAAUAGGAUAUUGUAGCAACAAAAACAAAGAAGCAGGUUGGAAUCUGUUGAUAUAUGAGUACAUGGAGAAUGGGAGUGUUUGGGAUUGGCUUCACGGGAAACCAGCGAAGGAGAGCAAAGUAAAGAGCACCCUUGAUUGGGAGACAAGGUUCAAAAUUGCUGUAGGAUUAGCUCAAGGAGUUGAAUACCUGCAUCACGAUUGCGUCCCAAAGAUCCUUCACAGGGACAUCAAAUCCAGCAAUGUAUUGCUAGACUCAAAAUUGGAGGCACACUUGGGAGAUUUUGGACUGGCAAAAGCACUAACAGAGAAUUAUGACUCUGAUACUGAGUCUAAUUCUUGGUUUGCUGGCUCUUAUGGCUACCUAGCUCCAGAGUAUGCAUACUCACAACAGGCAACAGAAAAGAGUGACGUUUACAGCAUGGGAAUAGUGCUGAUGGAACUUGUUAGUGGUAAAAUGCCAACAAAUGAAAUUUUUGGUGCUGAGAUGAACAUGGUGAGAUGGGUAGAAAUGAACGUGGAUAUGCGUGGCUUUACCAGUGAGGAACUGAUAGAUCCUGAAUUGAAACCCCUUUUACCUGACGAAGAGUUUGCUGCAUUCAAAGUGCUUGAGAUAGCCCUGCAAUGCACGAAAGCUACACCACACGAGAGGCCAUCUUCGAGGAAAGCAUGCGAUCUUCUCCUCCAUGUAUUCAACAACAGGAUGAUCAACUUUGAGAAGAUGAAUUUGGAACAUUGCAAAUGAAUUUGUUUUCUGAGGAUUGAAACAACCCCUACUAGCAUUAUUGAAAAUUUAUGUAAACGUUACUCUUUUUUUCACAUUACAUAGAGAAAUUGGCAUAGUUGCCGUUGUUCAGCAGUUCCCAGCUAGCAGCCAAAAUUUGCAACAACAUAUCAUCAAUUUUCAACGGUUCAUGCUGAAUGCUCACGCUUUAAUUCCUCCGAUGGGACGCUGAUCAACUCUUGAAUUAAUUACUAUAAAAGCCGUGUUCGGAUGUUGAAGAAGAUAAAUUACAUUAUCAUACUUAUUUCUGUUAUAUAUAGCGUCUAUAUUGCAAAAGCCGUUCCACAAUUUGAGUGAUUUUAUCUCCUCUUUUUCGGAUACAGGUGGGUUUGUUUUAGAUUUUUCUUUUGCAGGCAAUGGAUUUUGGCCCAUCUAUACUUUCAUCCACCGUUUGUAAAUAGAGCACCUUACUCCUCCUUCAAACACACGCUUCCAUAUUCUCA